UUGUUAGUCUUUAAAGUGCUACAUAGUCCUGCAUUUUGCUUCAGCUACACCAGACUAACACGGCUACAUUUCUAUUACUAUUCUACAGUGUAAUGAAGUUUGAGAACCCUUGAUCUAGAGCACUGGUUGUCAAACUUUUUGGACCACAGCCCACCCUGCUCAAUGCAGAUCUUCUGUGGACCGCCAGCCAAUUAUCCAUGAUGACAAAAUGGGUCCAAGUGGAGGUGCAGGGUCUGGCUGGGAGGUUGGGUGCAGGAGUGAACUGAGGUUAGAGGGGUCUAGGAUGGAGAGUGCAGGUGCUUCCCCUCACUCCUAGGUUCACCCCUGCCCCUGCUGCUCCGGUUGGCCAUGAUUUUGGCCAAUGGGAGCAGAGCGGAAAGCCUCCAGGCAAGUGGUUUCCUGUGCUGCCAUUCCCUCAUCCGAAUGUUUAAGAGAGGGAGCUCAGCUUUCUGACCCUGUGAGGCUCACUCUCCAUCCCUGCAGUAGGUGCUGGUGCCCCAACCUCACUAGGGGUGGGUGGCUGGAGUGUCAGUGUAGGCUCCCCAGUGUAGGAGGGGGUGAGCCCCAAGCCUGCGGACCACCUGCAAGACGGUUGUGGACCACACUUUGAGAAUCAGUGAUCUAGAGUAAUCCUUUUGCUGUGAGCAAAGUGAAGCCAAGCCUAGACCACAGUCUGUAUACAGUAGAGUUACAGUUUUGCUUGGACAUAUACCUGAAGGCUUCAUCACAUCACAUAAUAUUUAAUUAAAUAUUAAUCUUUAAUUCCUGGAGACUCCAUGGCAAUCCUGAAGAUUUGGCAAGCAACAGUUAUACCAAACUAAUCACACUUGUAGGCAACUCUGUUUUGACAGGCAAGCUUUUCCUCUUGAUUUAACCACCACCUCUUGAAUAGGUGGAUUAACUAUCUUUAUUUAAUCUCUUCAGCAGCAUGGCUGCAUUGGUGCAGCUACAGUGUUUGAAUGUAGUGUUUGCAGAUGGAAAUGUUCAUAUAAUGGACACUCAUUAAACAGCAAUCAUAUUUUCUCACAGAUGCCUCUGUCAUAUGUUUCAGGAUUAAGACCAAAAUCACCAUAAUGAUGAGGAUGCCAUUUUUGUUAAAUACUUCUUGUAAUGCACAAUAUUACAAAAUACAUAACAGAUCUUACAUAAAUAUUAUGCAUAAAGCAUCACAAACAGCUGCAUAUAAUAUUAUACAUAAUCACAGCAGCUUUUGUUUAAAAUAAUCAGCAAUGGAGUAUUGGUUAAAGAUGUAAAUAAUAGUUUUCAAGAGUAGUGUAGCAUGUAUUUUUAAGUGAUACUUAGAAUCUGAAUUUUUCCCAGUCAUUAUAAAUAUAAGGCAAGUCUAAUUUUGAACCUGAUCUGCUUUUCUAGCACAGCAACUCCAACUGGCUAAUAGACAUAAAAACUUUCAACACACUAACUAUUUUGAGUAUAUGGAAAAACAGUUAUGCAAAGUUGUAAUGGUUUUGCCCUCUGACUAAUGCACUCAGAUCUAAAAGAUGCUCUGUUGAUCUUAUCUAACAUAUUUUCAUUCAUUUUUAAGGCAACAAGGAAUCAAUGAUCAUCUAGUCCAACCUCCUGCAUAACGAAAGCUAUAAGAAUUAACAGCAUUUGUGUUUAUCAUAAGAAAGUAUGUAUGUGUGGAGUUGUACCUUACAAGGUAUUCAGGACAGAUAAUCAUCACUGAUGUUUUUUAACAGGUCCUUGUUUAGGAUGUAGAAGCAUCUGAAGAAAUAUGAAGUGGCUUUGUUUCGUGUUGACAAAAAAAAUUCCAUGUCAUCUCUGGACACUUUCCACAAUGAUUCCCAAAACAGUAAACCAAUUUCCUAAUCCCUAUAUCAUUGACCAUAAAUGGUUGUCAAGUUAUAAACCUAAAAAUAGUCUCAAAGACUGUUACAGACUUCUUAAACUUCAGGAGGGGUGUUCUCUAGAUGAUGUAAGAAAUUCAUUUCGAAAUCUUGCCAAACAGUAUCAUCCAGACAGUGGUUCUGUCACAGCUGAUUCUGCAAUGUUUAUGCAGAUAGAAGAAGCAUACAGAACUGUGCUUUCUGAUGUGGCCAAGAAAAUGAAAUCAAGUGAAAGCGAAGAGGAGGAAGAAGCCAAAUUUAAAUCCAAAGCACCACAGCACCGGCAGUAUUUAAGUUUUGAAGGUGUUGGUUUUGGGACACCCAGUCAAAGAGAGAGACAGUACAUGCAGUUUAGAGUAGACCGUGCAGCUGAGCAGGUGAUGGAAUAUCGAAAGCAGAAAUUUGAGAGCCAGUAUGCUAUGAACACUAUGAUAGCCAAAGAUGUCAAGCAGAGUAAGAAGAUAAAAAUAACCCAAGCAAUUGAGCGUUUGGUUGAGGACCUCAUCCAGGAAUCAAUGGCCAAAGGAGACUUUGAUAACCUCAGUGGUAAAGGAAAACCAUUGCAGAAAUUUUCAUAUUGUCCGCAUAUUGAUCCUAUGACUCACAACCUGAACAGAAUUCUUAUAGAUAAUGGAUACCAACCAGAAUGGAUUCUGAUGCAGAAAGAAAUACGAGAAACUAUUGAAGAACUAAGAAAGAACAUAGUAGCAUCUAGGAAUAACCUUGGAGAGCCAAUGACAGCAUUUAGACAGAAGCAAUGGAAUCAGAUUUGUGAACAAUUAAUAGAAGAUAUCAAAAAACUAAACAAAAGAAUUAAUGACUUCAAUUUAAUUGUUCCUAUUCUGAACAGACAAAUGGUUCAUUUUAAUGCAGACAAAGAAAUUGCUCGAGCGCAGAAAGCUUAUGAGAUCCUGAUCGAAAAAACAAAGGCCACUAAUGUGGAUACAAAAGAAAAUGAACAGGAAAAUAACAUGUUUACACUUAAAUCCAGAUUUUUGAAGUGGAUACAUCUUAUGAUGAAAUAAAAGGGUACAUCUGUGUUGAUUAAAUAUUGAAUGUUCUUAAUUAUUUUGUAGUUUUGGAGAGAAUUUUUCAGGUUUGCUGAAAAUAUAAAACCUACCUGUUUAAUAUAUAUAGAAGGAAUCUUGCUGUCAGAUCUGGCUCUCCAGGUAGUUAGUGUAAAAACUGCGUUAGAAUAAAUAAAUUUUCUCAGCAAGUUUUGCUUUUGUCAGGAUUCUUCUUCUUCUGCAUUUAUCAAACCAAUAUUUUAUUUGGGUAAAACAAAUAAUUAAACCUCCUAAAGGUACUAUUAUCUUUACUUUGCAAAUUAGGAAAUGGAGAUGCAAAGAAAUGACUGCAAAUUAGCAACAGAACCAAUAAUAGAAUCUAUAUAAUUUGACUUUUCAUCCUGUGAGCUAUUCCUUGAACUUUAACAUUUUUAGUUUGAAUGCUCACUUCAAGAUUUUUAAAAGAGCCUUUUUAAAUAAUACAUUUUCUUAUUUGAAAAAUAUUGGGGUCUGAGACUGUUUUCUGGUAUAAGGUAUUGUGGCUAGUAUUUGAGUCCCUGCAUGAAUGAGAUUGUAUAUAUUUCUUUAGAUAAGUAGACUGGGACUGCUGGGAGCUUAGGGUAUGUCUAGACUACAUGGCUCCAUCGAUGGAGCCAUGUAAACUAGUUUUCCCAGCAUAGUCAAUGAAGUGGGGAUUUAAAUAAUUCCCGCUUCAUUAAAAUAAACAUGGCCGCCAUGCAGUGCCAACGAUCAGCUGAUCUGGCACAGCACGGCAGUCUAGACGUGGAUCUAUCGGCUGGGGAAGCCUUUGGCGACUGAUCCCUUAUGCCUCAUGAAACAAGAAAAAUUCAAGUGGUUACAUUUUGGGUAUUUCAAUAUUAAAUGACCCUAGUGAUGGCCGAAAUGGGUAUAUUUUUAUUUUGUCUUAUGACUAGCAAUCCUCAAAGCCUUUCCCCGCAACCCUUUGAGUGCUGGAAUAUGUUAUUUUAGCAUCUCAAGGAAGACUUUGGCCUUUCACAAAUCGUGUGCUCAUUUUAGACGUCGCUGUUGUAUUCUAAUAAGAGUGUCUGCUCAUUUAUUGAAGAGUGUAAGUGUCAGCUAAUUGUUCUUGUUUAUAAAUUUAGGGCUUAAUUACAGCAGAUAUGUACUGAAAAGAUUGUAACGUCUGUUCCUUCGGAUGGCCUAUGGAAUUUGACUGGCAUUGCUAAUUAAACUAAUUCAACGGUA
Molecule: messenger RNA, 4081 nt
Organism: Pelodiscus sinensis (Chinese soft-shelled turtle)
Lineage: Eukaryota; Metazoa; Chordata; Testudines; Trionychidae
Source: RefSeq, a predicted model, not a curated record